CUCGAUUCAGUUUUGUGACGUUAACGGAUCAACCGUAGUCAAAAUAUUUUCGAACUGUUGAGAGGGUCGACCGUCUCCUGUUUUCUCACUGAUUGAUCGGUUCGGUCUUGACUCUGUCGCUGCCACGUUGCUGGUUACCACAUAUAUAAAGAACACCCGUGACGUUUUACCUGCCCCGCUGCGGACCGGAUGUCCUGCUGACGUCUAUUGACCAGGGAAAUCGUUAUAACAAUUGACGUGGCGAAGUACGUCACCGGACAAGUGGAGUAAGUUAUACUACAGGGUAACAUGGACCACAACUUCUUGUUUGACCCCUCUAUCCUGGCUGACUUGGACUACAGCAGCUGGAAGUCAUCCUUCCGCCCAGGAGUCUCCCCCCACACCCCGGGGCAGGGAUUCAAAGUUAGGCCACUCUGUGCAUCAGACUAUGAUAAAGGGUUCUUACAAGUCCUGGCACAACUUACAAAAGUAGGGACCGUCACCAGGGAACAGUUCAUGGCAAGAUUUAAUGCCAUGAAGGAUGACAAGAGUUACUAUGUUUGUGUGAUUGAAGACCUGAACAAGAGGGAAGUCAUCGGUGCAGCAACUCUGGUCAUUGAACAAAAAUUCAUCCACAGUGCAGGAAUGAGAGCCAGGGUAGAAGAUGUUGUGGUGGAUGAUACAUAUAGAGGAAAGCAACUUGGGAAAAUCCUGACAGUGGUGUUGAUAAUGCUGAGUAAACAUCUUGGUUGCUACAAGAUUUCCUUGGAGUGCACCGACCAAAAACUUCCCUUCUACCAGCAGGUUGGCUUCAAACAGGACGGCACAAACUACAUGGUUCAAAGAUGGGAGACAUGAUACAGGCUUUUAUUAUUUAAGAUGAUGUAAACAGCUCAUAUUUACUGAAAUGUUGUAAUAUGCAGUUUAAGUGUAGUCUUACAAAUUUCCAUGUUGUGUCUUAACUGUUUGAUGAGAAAGGAAGGUUGUGUUAUGAGAACAAUUAGCAAUGUUAUGUUGCCAUGACAUUUGACUUUUCUGGUCACUUUUGUAUAUAAUGUUACUAUCAGGUAAUGGCAUACUGAGUAGGUUUUACUGUUGUAGUCUCACCUCUUUUAUUCAAUCUUCUCCCUGCUGCCUAACCCCAUCACCACUAAUACAAAUCUGAUGCUCGACAAGGAGCGGCAGGGUAUGAAUAUUGUACUCAUGUGAGAAAGGGUAAUGGGAGAAAGGGCUAAUAUACUGACAAACUGUUUUGUGUGGCUCAAGCUGAAGCUGCUCUACACAAUAUUCAGUGUGCCUUUCCAUCUGUAGAUUUAGCUAUUUUAGUCAUCAAAUUCGGUCUAUAUUCUGUAGACAGUAUACUUACAGGUGGUACUUAAUUACAGGCUACUCAUUUCUUUGAAGCAUUGACAUGCCAAAGAUGAAAAUCACUUCCCGGAGAAGUUGUUUCUAUGUUAUUGUGACAUUAUUUUAUGGAUAACAGGGACUGGUCAUACUGCCCAAUCUCCACAUUUGCUGUCUUACAUGUUACAGGACAUGUUGUGGAAACUCAUGAUCUACAUGUAUCUAUCAAUACUAGUAUAAUUGAAGUAUCUGUAAUGUUUAUUGCUUUGUUGAUAAGAUAUGGAAGUUAAUUAUGAAAUCCUGAGCAUUACACCUGAUUAGAGGAGCACAUAAUUUGGUGCAUCUACUUUGGAGAUGAUACAUUUUGAGGGUGUAAUUUACGAAUCAACAGCCUUGUGCUUGUAAUUUGCAAUCAUCAUAGCACAUACAGUUGUGCAAUUUGUCAUGGGUAGAUGUAUCAUAUGGGUCAUUGUUUGUUGUUACUGACAUCUACAUAUUUCAGUCAUUUCUAGAUACCAAAGAAAUAAGUGCCAUGUCCUGUAGAAUAGGCUAUGAAUUAUACUAAUCUAUAGAUUUUGGUUGUAUCAAAAUUGAAUUAUUAGUGUGUGCCAUAAACACAUAUAUUUUAUAAAUCAAGAUGUUAUCUUUACAAAUACAAUGUGUAACAAAAUGGCACAGAAAUAUGCAUAAAUGCAGUUGUAUGAGAUUUUAAACUGCACGCAAUAUUUAAUCUGGCUAAAGAAAAUGUCUUAUGCCAAAUUUCUAUACAAUUAUGUACAACCAUGGAUCAUUUUUGACUCCUCUCAUUUAAAGGGAAUUUUACUAGUAAGCAGUUGGUUUUCCAAGAAUGCAAUAAACAAGACAAAGAUUUUU
Molecule: messenger RNA, 2196 nt
Organism: Branchiostoma floridae (Florida lancelet)
Lineage: Eukaryota; Metazoa; Chordata; Leptocardii; Amphioxiformes; Branchiostomatidae
Product: probable glucosamine 6-phosphate N-acetyltransferase
Exons: 6
Coding region: 289-837 (182 amino acids)
Biological process (GO): UDP-N-acetylglucosamine biosynthetic process
Cellular component (GO): endoplasmic reticulum-Golgi intermediate compartment; Golgi apparatus; endoplasmic reticulum
Molecular function (GO): glucosamine 6-phosphate N-acetyltransferase activity; monosaccharide binding
Source: RefSeq, a predicted model, not a curated record